AUGCCUAACUUUCCGCCCACUGUCUACUAUCGGGAUACCUAUGGAUUCGAUGAUCGACCCAGUGAAUCGGAUAAUGAUAGUAUUACUACGAAAUCAACAGAUAGUGUUCUUCCAGUAACAGUCCGUACAACAUACAACAUAAAUCCCGGUGGUGGUGGAGGAAUGGCUGUCAACCCAACAUAUCAACAGAUUCAUAAUCGAAAUAUGAAUAAUGGAGAUUCUUCGAAAAUGAUGAAUUAUUCACAUGUCUCUAACUCAUUUCAUGUUGAACAACUUGUCACAUCAAAAAUCUUGACACCCAACCCCAGAACAAUUCUGAUAUGUGUUCUGAUUGCAGCAGCCAGUGCUAUUCAAUUAAUGAUAUUCGCAAUGAUUGCCGUAUUCUACGAUGGUCCGUUCCCAUGGCCUCUUCUAUUAUGUUUUCUGAUGUUAUGUAACUGUUUGGUGAUAUUUAUUUUUAUCAGAUGCCAACCGACUAGGGCUUGGCUGUAUGCCAGUCUGAUCGCGGCUGCUUUAUCGUUCCUUGAGUGCACUGGUUUAUUCUUCUGGACUGCGCUACUCAUCAGCGACGAGGAAAAAUAUCUCGAAAGUGUUGGUGCAAAUGAUAAUCGUAUUGUUACGAGUACUCGCAUAGCGAUGUAUAUGUGUCAGAUGUUGUUUGGGCCGAUUCAUUUGAUAGUCUGUGGUCUCAUAAUCUGGAAACUACAAGCUCAACUUUCACCUUCUGAUGACGUGGUGAAUGGAUAUUUCUUGAGUGAGCCCGAACUCGGACAUCAGAAAAUCCUGGUACCCAUUGAACUUCGUCAGAUCAGAGAUCAAAGUGACGAUGAGACCGAGAACGCGUCCAUUGGUGUUCAGACGGGCGGAUCAAGAAAUAAUUAA
Caenorhabditis remanei is the source of this 882-nucleotide messenger RNA. RefSeq lists its product as uncharacterized. Bases 1 to 882 code for a protein of 293 amino acids. The record is from RefSeq and is a predicted model, not a curated record. Lineage: Eukaryota; Metazoa; Nematoda; Chromadorea; Rhabditida; Rhabditidae. The transcript has 7 exons.